UAUCAAUCUGCUAUCAAAAUCCGCCCUCCUGCACCUUCAAACACCUGUGCUCUCUUCAAUUGACUCCGUUUUAAGCCCGUUUCCGCAAUGUCCGGCCGUAAGAGAAAGCAAGACGAGGAGGAAGAGCUCGUCUCGCUCCCCAGCGAUGAGGAGGAGGAAGAAGAGUAUGUAGAGGACGAAGAGGACGAAGAAGAGGCGGACGACGAUGAGGAAGAUGAGGACUUUGACGAGGAAGCCGAAGGUGAAGAUGGCGAUGAAGAAGAAGACGAGGAGAACGCCGCCCCAGAACAAGCGCCUCCCAAGAAGAAGCUAAAAACGGCCGCUGCCGACGAAGCUUCCCUUGAGAAUGGCACCGCCGCGAACGGUGACGGAGAGGACGAGGAGGCUGAGGGCGAGGAGGAGGAAGAGGUUGACGAAGAAGAGGAGGAGGAGGAGGAGGUCGGAGAGGAGAAUGGCGAGGAGGAGGAGGCCGAAGGAGAGGAAGAGGAAGAAGGCGGCGAGGACGAGACGGACAAGGUGCCUGCAAAGGCCGUCGGUAAGGUCGCCGCUGCUGCAGGUGAGGAGGCUGAGUCGAAAGCCGCUGCUGCCGGCGGCGACGAGGAGGACUGAGCGGUUUCGCAUCUCGCAGUCCUUCGGUGGCAGCCAAAUGGCCCUGUCUAUCCCCUUCUUCCCGCUAAGUUGCUGUGUCCAACCGGCUGGGUCAUCAUCAUCAUCAUCCUUGCCCUGCCCUCUUCAACACCUCAUGGGCUUGUGCCCUGCGGCCGGUUUGUUUUUCUGCCGGGAAAAUGUUCUUCUGUGAGCCGUUCACCGAGUAUGGAUCAAUCAAGUUAGAAUCAGACAGUUGAAGGCCGUAGCAAGGCUUGACAAACAAUUUGAGCCUCCUCUUUCUCGACCCACG
This is a messenger RNA of Thermothelomyces thermophilus ATCC 42464, 898 nucleotides long. RefSeq lists its product as uncharacterized. The transcript has 3 exons. NCBI's taxonomy places the organism in Eukaryota, Fungi, Ascomycota, Sordariomycetes, Sordariales, Chaetomiaceae. The coding region runs from base 88 to 609 and encodes 173 amino acids. The record is from RefSeq and is a predicted model, not a curated record.